This is a messenger RNA of Pelagomonas calceolata, 3041 nucleotides long. The record is from the annotation of a GenBank genome assembly. Lineage: Eukaryota; Pelagophyceae; Pelagomonadales; Pelagomonadaceae.
GUGCGCUGCGCCGGCUGUGCCGCGAAGAGCUGCCACCAGAGGGCUGCACGUCGCCAGUCGCACGAGCGGGCUGCCCGGCGCACGCCUCCGCCGCGAGGCAGCCGCUGGCCAACGAACCCUUCAGCUAGGGAGCCAACACGCGGUCGUAGGCCAGCAUGCCCAAAGCAAGCGAGACGGGCGAGCUCCACCGCCACGCCUCGCAGCGGUCCUACGCUUUUCAUAACAACUUGCAUGCGAAUGCGCAGUCGAAGAGCGGACCGGUGCUGGCCAUCCUCGGCGCGGAGCCGCGGACGGCGCGGGCCCCGAAGCAGCACAAAGGGGAAGGCGUCGUCGCCCAGCUCGACCCGAAGCGGCCGCCGCAGCACUACUUCGCCGUCGUGACCCAGAGGUAUCUCACGCUGACGCCCCUAGCGCCCUCCAAAACCAUCGGAAGCACGGGCUACGCUCGAACAAGAGACACGGUCGUCGUCAAAGCCAAGAAAGCGCCCGAGAAGAAGCGCGUCCCCUUGGAGCCGUCGGCGUCGUGGCGGCCUGGGAGGAGGGGGACCAUCGCGACGCCGGGGACCGCCGCCGUGAUCGAUGAAAGGCUGGAGAAUGCUCUGGAAAAAAACGACGACGAGGAAAAAGAGGAGGAGGCGGAGGAGCUCGAGGGCUGGGAUUCAAAUAUGGUCAAUAGGAUUGACUUGGACGAAGUGCGGUCCAUCGAGGCGGUCCCGUUUUCGCUGCGGAUGGCGACGAUCGCCGAAGCAGCUGCAGAAGACGAGAAGAAGACGAAGAAGACGGACAAGAACUCCUUAGAUAGUUUUGAAUUUGCAGACGCCGAGCUGGAGGCCCACGCCGUGCACGUGUUGAUCGACGUGGAAGGUAGGAGACCGUUCGUCGUCCUCACGUAUCAAGAACAGUCGGACUUCAGCAACGAGUUGAUAGGCGCGCACCGGACCGCUCUCCGACGGAACGCCCUUGGUCUACGGCCGUCGAAAGUCGCAGAUCCUCGGGCAUUUGCCGCUGCUUACAAUCUAAGGACGACGCGGCGCGACGCGACGGAGGCCGACCUGGACCACGCCUUUUCCGUGAUCGACGAACUGGAGAAUGCGAUCUGCGACGAUAGCGACGACGACCACGUUUAUGACGAUGAGGCCGAAAGGGAGCACGACCUCCUCCAGAAAAGGAAGCAGGAUCAACGUUACAAAGAGUACGGGGAGAGGAUGGCCAAGAAUCCAAGCAUGCCCCUGCCAUUGAUAGUAGCAAGGCCGCCGAACGGCAGGCUCGAGAAGGUACGGAGGCUGGAAGACGACGGCUGUUACCGAGACGCCAGGUUGCUGCGCGAUGUGGAGGACGACCUCGCCACGGACGUGGCCCUCAAACGGGCCUUCUUCACGUCUGGGAGGUUAGCCGCGCGCAUUUUGGCCUGGGUCGAGCGGCUGUCGUCGGAUAUUGCCGCUUGCGCGGACCUCGAGGGGGCCUACUGCGCCGCCUACGACCUGGAUGACGACGACGACCAGGCUAAAAGAGUGAUACGGAAGGCCCAGACCGGUUUGGUGGUGCGAGCCGUGCAAGGUCUGAAGAUUCUCCGGGCGGCCCUGCACGACGCGCGGGGCGUCAAGGAGCGCUUCGGCAUCAUGCGUUUCCGGUUCUGGUCGCCGUCGCGAAUCGUCCAAGCUUUGGCGAGGGACCACUUCAACCACACGGAUCGCGUCCAGGAGAAAGAAGAUUUAAGACGCGCGAGGGAAGCGCGAGCGACUCGUAGGAAGCAGAUCGCCGCCGCGGGCUCCGAGAAAGCGGCCAAGGACCAUAGAAAAACUGCGCGCGAGGCCCUGCAACGAGCGCGAGAAACAUUCAUCCAGAAGCACCUGACGCACCACACGAGUACGCCAAGUACGCCCGGCGCGCCGGCGACGCCGCACGCCGCCGUCGCCGCCUUCUCCGCGGCGCUGUCGAAGCCCGCGCCUUCCCGAAAAGUUGUUUCGUACCGCUCGAUCACGGAAGAAAUGACUCCCGGCGAAACUUUUGCCGAUGCGGCGUAUCGACUAUCGCGGGGCUGCGAAACCACCCAGAAGCGCCAGGCCAUCCUGACGGCCGUCAAGGCGGCCUCGUCGACCAAGAAGCUUUCAGGUGGCAUCGCGUCCGCAGCAACCAGGUUGCUGGCGUCGCCUGUUAAAUCGAUAGACGACGACGACUCGAGCGUGUCGACGACGUCCACGGCGUCGUCGGCAUUGUUUAGGGCCGCCCAGUCGAUGCAGCAAGAUUCGCCGUCGGUCGCCUCUUCCAAGAGUAGAGCGGAGUCGUUCGGGGACCUCGUACCUCAAUCGUCAGACUCGUCCGUCUCGGUCCUGCAGCGGCCGGCGGCGGUCUUCGUGCACGACGACGGCGCGGCCACGGCCUUCGGGGACGUGCCGACGUUGCGAGGCGACGCGUUUCUCGCGACGGACGACGCGCUGCACUUCACGCGGUUGCUAGAUGCCCAGGUGGAUGUGCUCGUGGCUCUCGACGACGUCUGCGACGCGCGCAAGCGGGAGGGCGACGCCCAGGUCUGGAUCGCCGGGUUAAACGACGACGCGGACUCGAUGCCCCGCCCCAUGGAGGGCCGCUGGGUGGCCAUGGCGCUGGCGCCCGGGAACGACACGGUCCACGGCUCCCGUUUACUUUUGAGUGCAUUAUUCGAGCGGUGCGUCGCGCUGGGUCUGCGGCUGGCCAAGGCGCCGGAUCUGACUAUUACUAGGAAAAACUUCUUUCCCGACCAGUCCCAGGCGAUCGCCCUGUACGGCGCGGGCGACCAGUCGGCGCUCGCGUUAUUGAACCACUCUACAUUAUUAUUGGCGUUAUUGAGAGCGGGACACAUGGCCCGGGCGUGUGCCCACGAGUUUUGUCGAGACGAGGUCGACGACUUCCUGGCCAAGGACGAGUUUUACGAGCCGCUGGACGCGAACCGCAUCACGAGGCUAGCCGCGGCGAACCUGCGGGAGGCCGUGCGACUCGCGCGCGCGGCGGGCGACUCGGCGCAGGCCGCGCGCGACCGGCAGCUGUCCGGUGGGCGGGUAUAA